Messenger RNA from Drosophila novamexicana, 1586 nucleotides. RefSeq names its product DEAD-box helicase Dbp80 (gene Dbp80). NCBI's taxonomy places the organism in Eukaryota, Metazoa, Arthropoda, Insecta, Diptera, Drosophilidae. Gene Ontology annotation, cellular component: cytoplasmic stress granule; nucleus. The transcript is spliced from 2 exons. Bases 83 to 1480 code for a protein of 465 amino acids. Gene Ontology annotation, biological process: poly(A)+ mRNA export from nucleus. Gene Ontology annotation, molecular function: ATP binding; RNA binding; RNA helicase activity. The record is from RefSeq and is a predicted model, not a curated record.
AUCAGGCAUUGACUGUCUCUAUCCACAUAUUUGUGCAAUAACAUUUUGACUACAAAAAGGGCAAUUAUUAAAAGAAUCAAAAAUGACCGACUGGGUUAAAAUUGCUGAAGACCAAGAGGUACCGAAAUUGAAAAUUAACCUAAAUGCAGAUGAACCGGCGGCGACAACAGCAGCCAGCAAGGACAAUGAACCGGAUGUCGCGGACCCAGCGGAAACCAGUCUUCUUAUUAAGAUAUUGGGAAAGGGUUUGGUUAACACCAACCAGUCUUUGGACAUUCAACAAAAAAAUCCGAACUCGCCAUUGCAUUCAGUUAAAACGUUCGAGGCACUACAUCUAAAACCGGAACUACUGAAGGGCAUUUACGCCAUGGGCUUCAAUACGCCAUCGAAAAUUCAAGAAACUGCAUUGCCAACACUCCUUGCAGAUCCGCCGCAAAAUAUGAUAGCACAAAGCCAAUCUGGCACCGGAAAAACCGCAGCAUUUGUGUUGGCAAUGCUCAGUCGCGUUAACGUCGCCUUGGACCAUCCUCAGGUUUUGUGCCUGUCGCCCACUUAUGAGCUCGCGAUUCAAACUGGGGAAGUGGCCGCGCGCAUGGGUCAAUUUUGUCCGGAUAUAAAGCUGAGAUUUGCUGUUCGCGGUGAAGAAGUUGACCGAAACUCAAAGAUUACAGAACACAUUUUAAUUGGAACGCCUGGUAAAAUGUUGGAUUGGGGUCUGAAAAUGCGUCUGUUCGAUAUGAAAAAAGUUCGGGUUUUUGUAUUGGAUGAAGCCGACGUUAUGAUUGCAACGCAAGGACAUCACGAUCAAUGCAUCCGAAUUCAUAAAAUGCUCAGUUCACAGUGUCAAAUGCUAUUUUUCUCGGCAACAUAUGACAAGGAGGUUAUGGACUUUGCUCGCCUGAUUGUCUCUGAGCCAACCAUAAUUCGAUUGAUGCGUGAGGAGGAAUCUCUCGAUAACAUAAAACAAUAUUAUGUUAAUUGCAAAAACGAAGAUGGCAAAUACAAUGCAAUCCAGAAUAUCUAUGGUUGCAUUAGCAUCGGCCAGGCUAUAAUAUUUUGUCAUACACGCAAAACAGCUGCAUGGCUGGCAGCUAAAAUGAUUGCCGAUGGCCAUUCUGUAGCCGUUCUUUCUGGCGACCUGACCGUUGAGCAGAGACUCGCUGUUCUGGAUCGUUUUAGGUCCGGACAGGAGAAGGUUCUCAUCACCACGAAUGUCCUGUCGCGCGGCAUUGACAUCGAACAAGUUACAAUUGUUGUUAAUUUCGAUCUGCCUGUUGAUCUGCGCGGCAAUGCUGAUUGUGAAACAUAUUUACAUCGUAUUGGUCGGACUGGUCGAUUUGGAAAGUCCGGAAUCGCUAUAAAUCUGAUUGACGGUGAGAAAAGCAUGGCAGUGUGUCGCACUAUCGAGAAGCACUUUCAAAAGGAUAUUACUUAUUUGAACACCGAUAAUGCGGAUGAUAUUGAAAAGAUUGGCAACUAAAUCAUUCAAAUCAUUCCCCUCAUUUAGCAUUAGGUGAGCAACAUUUGUGAAAUUUCUCUUGAAAUAAAAAUAACUUCUGAAAAAAUACAGGCAGAAGUGCACGUCA